Molecule: messenger RNA, 1066 nt
Organism: Pelobates fuscus (common spadefoot toad)
Lineage: Eukaryota; Metazoa; Chordata; Amphibia; Anura; Pelobatidae
Gene: TBPL2
Product: TATA-box binding protein like 2
Exons: 7
Coding region: 98-1066 (322 amino acids)
Biological process (GO): DNA-templated transcription initiation
Molecular function (GO): DNA binding; RNA polymerase II general transcription initiation factor activity
Source: RefSeq, a predicted model, not a curated record
UAACAAACCUUAGCUUUCAAGGGGCCGAAAUGUGAAUUCUGAUGUGAAAACAACUUUUUACUAAAAAUCUGCUUGUGGUUUGGAGAACGUUUGGAAAAUGGAUGGAGAAUCCUCUCUGGAGAGAUAUUUAGACCAAUGUGACGCUGAGGAUGUCAGUCCAUCAACUCCCAACAUAUACACCCCCACUGCAUUUGAUGAUUUGCAGCCGGUUCCUGGAACGUCCUAUUCCUCGUUGCUUGAUCAGUCAAAAGAGCUUUCCUCUGACUUUUCGUUUGUAGACCUGAGCUUUCUCCCUGAUGACUUGAAUCAAGACCACGAAGAGAAGAAUGAACAUAACGACCAGCAAUACCCAACGCAAUCUGCAGAGCAGGACAGUGGAAUCUGCUUAAAUGAAUCUGGACUGUCCCAGCCGUACACCCCUUCCGAUUGCAGAGCUCAUUCACAAGAUGCUUCAAACUUGUGUCAUAUGCCGAUUACGCCCAUGACCCCAAUUACUCCAAAGACCCCAAUUGCUGAAAUAUCUGGCAUAGUCCCUCAGCUGCAAAAUAUUGUGUCUACGGUGAAUCUAUCAUGUAAACUAGAUUUGAAGAAAAUUGCCCUGCAUGCCAGGAAUGCAGAAUAUAAUCCAAAGAGAUUUGCUGCAGUAAUAAUGAGAAUUCGAGAACCAAGGACAACGGCACUUAUUUUUAGCUCUGGAAAAAUGGUCUGCACAGGGGCAAAGAGUGAAGAACAGUCCCGGCUGGCAGCGAGGAAGUAUGCCAGAAUUGUACAGAAACUGGGAUUUCCAGCCAGGUUUCUUGACUUUAAAAUCCAGAAUAUGGUGGGAAGCUGUGAUGUAAAGUUCCCAAUCCGACUUGAAGGUUUGGUAUUGACUCAUCAGCAGUUUAGCAGUUAUGAACCUGAACUUUUCCCUGGCCUUAUCUAUAGGAUGGUGAAACCAAGGAUUGUGCUGCUUAUUUUUGUCUCUGGGAAAGUUGUAUUAACUGGUGCCAAGGAACGUUCUGAAAUUUACGAGGCAUUUGAAAAUAUAUAUCCAAUUCUUAAAAGUUUUAAGAAAACAACAUAA